Molecule: messenger RNA, 1044 nt
Organism: Xiphias gladius (swordfish)
Lineage: Eukaryota; Metazoa; Chordata; Actinopteri; Istiophoriformes; Xiphiidae
Gene: hmgcll1
Product: 3-hydroxymethyl-3-methylglutaryl-CoA lyase-like 1
Exons: 10
Coding region: 1-1044 (347 amino acids)
Biological process (GO): L-leucine catabolic process; ketone body biosynthetic process
Molecular function (GO): hydroxymethylglutaryl-CoA lyase activity
Source: RefSeq, a predicted model, not a curated record
AUGGGUAACGUACCCACUACAGUGAAGCACUGCUUGAGCUAUGAGCAACUCAUCCAGGACUACCCAUGGCUGAGACGCUGGCUGCAGGAGGAGAAGGUGGGCGUCGUCCAGCCAGCCAGUGAUGACAGCACCAUUACAGGACAUGAGUAUCCAGAGUUUGUUAAAAUUGUUGAGGUUGGGCCGAGAGAUGGACUUCAAAAUGAAAAGGAAAUUGUUCCGACAGGGGUGAAAAUCCAGCUGAUAGACAUGCUCUCACGAACAGGCCUGCCUGUGAUCGAGGCCACCAGCUUUGUCUCUUCAAAGUGGGUACCGCAGAUGGCAGACCACACUGACGUACUCAGAGGAAUCCAGAGAGCACCUCACGUUCGGUACCCUGUUUUGACGCCUAACAUGCAGGGUUUCCAGGACGCUGUUGCAGCUGGUGCUACUGAAGUGGCAGUGUUUGGGUCAGCAUCUGAAACCUUCAAUAAAAAGAAUAUUAACUGCUCUAUUGAUGAAAGCAUGGUGAGAUUUGAGGAAGUCAUUAACACUGCCAAAGAGCAACAAAUUCCAGUCCGCGGAUAUGUUUCUUGUGCCCUCGGAUGCCCCUACGAGGGACACAUUGAACCUUCCAAAGUUGCUGAGGUGGCAAAGAGGUUAUUCGAAAUGGGCUGCUGUGAGAUUUCCUUGGGGGACACCAUCGGUGUUGGUAAUCCAGGUUCCAUGUUUAAGAUGCUGCAGAGUGUGAUGAAGGAGGUGCCCACCAGCGCUCUAGCAGUUCAUUGCCAUGACACCUACGGGCAAGCACUGCCCAACAUCCUAACUGCACUUCAGAUGGGGGUCUGUGUGGUGGAUUCUGCAGUAGCUGGCCUGGGAGGCUGCCCGUACGCUCAGGGUUCGUCUGGCAAUGUUUCCACAGAGGAUGUCCUCUACAUGCUCCAUGGCAUGGGUAUCGAAACAGGUGUGAACCUCGCUGAAGUCAUAGAGGCCGGUGACUUUAUCUGCAACGCUUUAUGUCGCAAGACCAACUCCAAGGUUGGCCAGGCCAGAGGCAGGACACUGUGA